UCCCCUCCUUUCACUCUGGCACUUAGUGCAUUUUCUCCUCCUGCAUUAGCACACUUUGCCCAUCACUUCAUCUCCCAUGCGUAAUUCGUCAAAGGCCCGUUCCGUUUGAGAGCCUGCGGUGGAAUGUGAGACCAGCUCCGUAGGCUUGCGUCCUGGCUGUGUGUUGGGGGGGCUUCAGGGGCUUCGGGGAGCCUGCGUUUCUGGUCCUGACCCGCUGAGCCCGUCCACUUGCGCCUCAUGCUGAGGAAGAAGGGCUCAGAACCGCUGCAGGACCGUGAAGUCCUGCUGGACCUGGACUACACUGGGGAGCCCCGCGGCGCUGACUGUUAUGGCAGUCUGCAGAAUGGAGGUUUCAUCCCUCCAAGAUAUCUGAAUGCAGUAGCUGGAGAAGAGGAGGACGAUCCUCUCUGUGUUCACUGCGAGAAGACUCCCAACCCAAGAGCCCGUUUCCUGGGCAGCUACUUCAGAGACGGCCGGACUAAGAUAGAUUAUGUGCUGGUGUGGGAGGUGAAGUCACACAGGAAGCGGAAAGCCCAUGGGAAAGGCCAGAGGGAGAGGGAGGAGCUGGGGGAGCCGGAGCAGGGUGUUCAGGAGGAGAGCAGAUCCGAAAGGAGGAAAGCCCAGCUGGCCCGCUGGAGGGACAGAUUCAUCAACAACCUGCAGAUUGCGGGGCUGCUGUUAGAAAAGGAGGAAUCAUGCAGUGCAAAAAAGACAAUACACUACCUGAAGCUCAGUGCUCCCUGGGAAGUGCUGGUGUUCUAUGCAGAAGAGUUAAGCUUAAGAGCUCCGCUGCAGGCACAGCCUCAUCCGGACUUUAACACCUCGGCUCAGAUUCUCCAGAAGUUCUAUGUGCCAAACGUCUUGGCAGAGACAGUGCCCAACAGGCCGGUGGACUACUACACCUGUGCCUUCCGAAAAUCCAAGAUGGAAAAAUUUCUGGGCUGUGGUGACCAUGAGAAUUAUUUCACUGAUACACAGAGGCACCGCAUUGUGUAUGAGAUCCUGGCGAGGACUGUGUAUGGCAAACGGAAGAGGGCAGAGGUCGGAGUGGCUCGACUGCUGAAGGAAGGGGCAUUCAAAGCUGCAUUUCCUCUUCAUGACGGUCCCUUUGAGCUACCAGCAUGUGAAAUUCCUCCAGAUCAGUUAAAUAGGAGGCAGGUUCUGUAUCACUACUGGGCUCGCUGGUCCAAAUGGUACAAGUACCAACCCCUGGAUCACAUCCGUGAGUACUUUGGGGAGAAAAUUGCACUGUACUUCGCAUGGCUUGGCUUUUACACAGCUUGGCUCCUUCCUGCAGCGAUAGUUGGGACAUUUGUGUUUGUGUCAGGCAUCAUGACAAUGGGCUCCAACACUCCAGCGAGAGAAAUAUGUGAAAGUGGAGGCCACUAUCUUAUGUGUCCUCUCUGUGAAACCUGCAAGCCAUGGAACAUAUCAGACAUUUGCCCUAUGGCCAAGGUGGGCUACCUGUUUGAUCACCCUGGUACAGUAUUCUUCAGCGUCUUCAUGUCCUUCUGGGCUGUCACCUUUCUGGAGUACUGGAAGCGCAAGAACGCCACUCUGGCUCACCACUGGGACUGCAUGGACUUCCACGAGGAGGAGGAGCCGCCGCGGCCAGAAUUUGCGGCUAUGGCUCCUGCGAUGGAGGAGAACCCCGUGACGGGGGUGAAGGAGCCCUAUUUCCCAGAGAAGGCACGGCUGUCACGCAUGCUGACGGGCUCUAUGGUGAUCAUCGUAAUGCUGUCUGUGGUGAUCAUCUUCCUGGUCACUGUCAUCAUCUACCGGAGCAUAGUGAGUGUCAUGAUGUAUGAGACAGGGAGUUCAGUGCUGCGCACUCAGGCUGGGAACAUUGCCAACAUCUCCAGCAGUAUGGUAAACCUGGCUCUGAUCUUGCUGAUGGGGCAGGUGUAUACAGCCUUGGCUGAACAGCUUACUAAAUGGGAGAUGCACAGGACACAGACACAGUAUGAGGAUGCGUUCACGUUUAAGGUGUUCAUCUUCCAGUUUGUCAACUUCUACUCCUCCCCAUUCUAUGUGGCCUUCUUCAAGGGAAGGUUCGUCGGCUACCCCGGUCAUUAUGGCACUCUGUUUGGGAUGAGGAACGAGGAUUGCGGUCCAGGGGGCUGUCUGAUUGAGCUAGCUGAACAGCUCUUCAUCAUCAUGAUGGGAAAACAGCUCAUCAACAAUGUUCAGGAGUUUGUCAUACCUAAAGUAAAGGCAUGGAGACAGAAGCAAAGUCUCGCAUCCGUGAAGAAGUCUCAGAGUGGUCAGGAGCCACAACCCUGGGAGCAGGACUAUGAGCUGAUCGAAUGCGAGGGCCUGUUUGACGAAUACCUGGAGAUCGUGCUGCAGUUUGGCUUCAUCACCAUCUUCGUGGCAGCGUUCCCGCUGGCCCCGCUCUUCGCCCUGCUCAACAACUGGGCCGAGGUGCGGCUGGACGCUCACAAAUUCGUGUGCGAGUACCGGAGGCCCGUGGCGGAGCGUGCCCAGAACAUUGGCGUGUGGUUCAUCAUCCUGGAAGCUCUUUCGCACGUGUCCGUCAUCGUGAACGCUUUCCUCAUCGCAUUUACAUCCGACUUCCUGCCUCGUCUGCUAUACAAGUAUAAGUUUGAUAAUGACUUGAAUGGCUAUGUCAACUUCACAUUGGCCUAUGCUCCACCCAGCUAUAACUACUCCAGCCAUGGCGUGUGCAGGUAUAAAGCUUUUCGUGAUGAAAAUGGGAACUACACGCUGGUGUACUGGGAACUUCUUGCAGUCAGACUUGGCUUCAUCAUUGCAUUUGAGCAUGUGGUGUUCUUUGUGCUGCGUGCAAUUGACUGGAUGGUUCCUGACAUUCCCGAGUCUCUGGAGGUUAAGAUCAAGCGCGAGCGCUAUCUGGCCAAGCAAGCUUUGGCAGACAACCAGGAGGCCCUGCUGCAAGCGACUCGUCUGGCUGCUUGAGGCUAUCCUGCAGUGCCAGAAUGUCUCCAGCAGAGGGUGCACUCAUAAAGACAGCCUCUCAACACAACCUCUGAACACAAAUUCAGAAAGGACACCUUAGCAUAUAGGAAAAAUACCUGGACUGUGUGAGGUUUUUUUGGGGGGUGGGGGGGUGGGUGUGUUUUCGCUUGGUCGGUGAGUAUAUACAUGUUUUAGGGAGAGCAUGCAUAUGUGUGGAUGUCAAUUUAGAGGUUUGUAUUUGGUGCACAUGUGAUGCCAAACAAAAUUCCGACGCUAUAAUGCUUCCUAAAGAGGCUAUUUAUUUGCAGUAAUUUUGGGUCAUGAGUAUAGAUUUAUUAACCACUUUCCACCCUCUGAUCCAUCACCCUGUGAUAAAGUUCUGAUAUAAAGAAGUGAGAGAUUUAUCUUAUAUUUGUACUAAUUACAGGGUACAUGUAAAAUGGUGAUGUGUUAUGAGCUCACUCCUCAUGUGCUGUUGUAUGAACUGCCUCUGUAAUAUAUCUACACAUUUGCUCAUGUUCAUCCAAAAAGUCUUGCCAUUCUAAUUAUGUUUUGAAAUAAAGUUGGUUUGAUGAAUGUUAAA
Molecule: messenger RNA, 3520 nt
Organism: Electrophorus electricus (electric eel)
Lineage: Eukaryota; Metazoa; Chordata; Actinopteri; Gymnotiformes; Gymnotidae
Gene: ano11
Product: anoctamin 11
Biological process (GO): chloride transmembrane transport
Cellular component (GO): plasma membrane
Molecular function (GO): chloride channel activity; protein dimerization activity
Source: RefSeq, a predicted model, not a curated record